CCAGCGUUCAGCGGCACCCGUCGCGCAUUUUGAUAUUCCACGGUAUAGAUUCUGCUAAGAUGGAUUUGCAACCGCCGUCGGUGCUGGCUCAAUUGCCUCGCCCCUUGCAAGCUUCGACUGGAAAAAUCCGCAUCGGUGAAGUGCAUGGAUUGGCCGACUCGAAAAAGCGCAAGAGAUAUGAAGUGGCCGUCGCAGUCGAUGGAGAGGCUGUGAACAUUUACAAUGUUCAAACUCCGAAGCUGGUUACCUCCUAUGCCGUCCCACCGCAGUCCUCGUUUUCAUGCCAGCCAUGCUCGGUGCGCAGAAAGCUUUCGAACAAGCCCGUUGUCAAGCGACAGACGUAUGUCGCAGUGAACCCUCAGCGCGAGAUCAAAUCGUUUGUCGAAGAAAGUGGUGGAAAUGGAUCGACUGCACCCGUGAUUUCUUCCUCGUCCUUCUCCGUGAAGGAUUCGGAUAGCCCGGCCAUCUUUGUCGGUUUGGUUCCGACUGCCUCUGGUGUUGAUAGAGAAGAUGAUUCGUUCGAUGUGCUGGCUGUUCACGAAGACGGUCGUGUGCGCCGGCUGGCAGCUGAUCUUGCGACUCAGCGAUGGAGCAUCCGACCUAGCGAGCUGGCGCAGGGCUCGUCCGAUACCGUGCGUGCAUGCUUCCUCGUCGAAUAUGAGGACGCGAAGAAAGCGCUCCUAAAGAAACGCCAAGACCUUGCGACUUUGGCUUUGGGAGACCUGACGAACUCCGGCGUGGAUGAGCCGUCGAUAUUGCUGGUCGUCUCGCACCCUACCGGAUCUCAACAAAUCAAGCUGAACAACGUGAAAAUCUCCAUGUUCUCCGUUCCUGGAAACGUGUCGCAGACUCGCCUGGAUGAGAGCCAGAAAUUGAGACACCUCAUCACUGUCAGCAUCCCCGAUAUCGACGCCGAAGAGACGUUUGAGAGCAAUGGGUUGGAAUGGGAUUUCCACGCCGCAUCGGCGGGGCUGAACCUCUCUUGCCGGAAGGGAUUUAUCAACUUCGAUCUGUCCCAGUACAAGCCAACGGCAACUUCCAAAUUCAUCCUCGACGACGAAGAGUUCUCCUCGGUCAUGCGAGUUUCGCCGCAGACGGUGAUCGGAGCCGGCAAGUCGAUUAUCGCAUUGUUCGACACGCAGUACAAGUCGAUCCAGCGAAGUAUCGCCUUCGACGAUGUCCCUAACAUCUCUUCGAGCCCCAAGGCGCCCACAAAAUUCAUCAGCUAUUUCGCGAAGCUUGGCAUUGCCGUCGCAGCCAAGGGCAACAUCUUGUAUGGAUUCGACUUGAGCUCCUCGCACGCGACACUGGCUUCGUCCGUCAAGCGACCCAGGGACGGUCUUCUGAUCGACGCCAUCGGACGCGGCAUUGGUUCCUCCGCCUCGCAAUGGGACGCAGCUUCCAAGAAGCCCCGCGUCGAGCAGGUGAACUCGCUGGGCCUCAAUUCACAGGAGCAGAUCGACCGAUGGAACCAACUGACCACCGACCUCCGCGAAUCCGCCAAAUCCAAGGAUGCUGGCGCCUUUGACCGCGCGGUCCAGGCCUAUUUCAACGUGGACGACUCGGCGAAGCUGCCCGCACGGGGUCAAUACGUUAACGUCGAAGUCACCCUGUUCCUCCUCACGUUCAUCUUCUCCGUCCAGGAUGCCGGCAGCAGCCAGGACAAGCUCUCCGCCUCGUCGACCUUCCGCCUGUCCAUCGACUUCUGGCCGUCCGAGACCUGCGAAUGGCUCAUCCAGCUCGGCCACCUCUCAGCAGACAACGUUGAGAUUGCCCUGCGCCGGUCCCUCAAGCCGCGCAUCCUGCCCUCCCUCCCAGUCGGCUCUUUUGUCCAGGCGCUCAUCGACUCCGACGCCACUCUCCAGCGUCUCCUCAGCGUCCUCCAGGGUCCCACGAUCUUCAACCCGGACGAACUCGCCUACGCGCUCAAGACCUUCCUCAACACCGCCCACGCGCGCUCGCUCGCCCUGGAAGAAGAGACGGCAAAGACCCUCGCCAUCACCUCCGGCGAGGAGCCCGACCAACCCGACCAAUCCGCCCUCACCACCAGCACCAGCACCAGCACCAUCCAAGACGCCCUCAAAGAUAUCUUCCUGGGCCUGAACACCACCAUCCAGAAGAUCCACGCCCAUCCCGCCCCCGCCAUCACCCACUCGAUCCGCUCCGCCCUCUCGCGCACCGACAUCCUCUCGCUCGUCCACCACCUGCGCCUCUCCCUCGCCGUCGGCGGCCACACCACCCGCUUCACCGAGAACCCUCCCACCCCGAUCUCGCCGCACCAGACCACGCCCACCCUCUCCCUGGACACCAUCGCCACGCUGCUCAACGCCUCCGUCGACGCCAUCGGCCCCUCCGGCUGGAUCUCCGCCUCCGCGGACCUCGCCGAUGCCCCGACCCGCGAGAUGGACCUCAUCGCCGACAUGAAGUCCGAGGUCUCCGCCGCCCUCGCCGGCGUCGAAGAAGCCGCCUACCUCACCGGCAUCCUGCGCGAAUACAUCCGCUACACCAACAACGUCCACAGCCUCGCCACCCCAUCCACCCGCGGCAAGGCCUCCAUCCCCUCCUCCUCCUCUCACGACAACACCACCACCACCACCACCACCACCACCACCAACACAGACCUCCAGCCCGCCUCCGAUGCCGAACCCCCACUCUCGACGCGCGUGCGCCACGAGAAACUCAACGGCGCAGACCUGAUGGUCUUCGGGGCCGGCGACGAGGGCGCCGAGGACGGCGACGCCGCUGGAAAGCUGCUCCCGCUAUCACUCAAGGGCGCGAACGACGUCUCGCGCACCAAGGUCAAGAAGUCCACCGGAGAAGUCAAGGCCCGGAGUCAUCGUGAGAUCGGGUACUUGAAGCGUAAGGCGGUCGGGAAGUAUUCGUUUGAGAGGCUUAUUGUAUAGAUUAGAUCAGACUUUUUCUUUUCCAGUUCUUUUUUUUUUUAUUAAAAUAUUCUAUCUGUUGUUGGUCUUAUUGUGGUUGGCAUGGUUUUUAUGUGUGUAGAUGUUAUUUCCCCACUUGUCUGUCUAUCUGUUUAGUAGGUAGAUGUGAUAAAAGAAAAAUGGAGUUAAGAUUUUUU
This is a messenger RNA of Aspergillus steynii IBT 23096, 3079 nucleotides long. RefSeq lists its product as uncharacterized. The record is from RefSeq and is a predicted model, not a curated record. Lineage: Eukaryota; Fungi; Ascomycota; Eurotiomycetes; Eurotiales; Aspergillaceae. The transcript has 2 exons. Bases 60 to 2903 code for a protein of 947 amino acids.